AUGUCAAUUCCUUCAACGUUAGAAUCCGAAUACGAAUCAAUCGAUCAUGUAUAUAGAAACCUCCAUCAAAACUGCCAAACCUCCCAUUCCAUCGUUAAAAUGCGUAAAAUUCCUCCCAUUCCCAUCCGUCAAAGCCACAGUAUGGCUGAAAUGGCCGACUGCGAUGGAAAUGGCGAUCAAGAUAACAAAAACGAAGAAGAUAAUGAUAACGCUGACGCCGACGACGAUGAUUUAAUUGACGAUCGUUGUCUGCUUGAAGAAGAUUAUAUACUUGGUGCUUCGGCCCUUGGUCUUAAUCAUAUUAGAACUUGUUCUGUUCCUUCUCCCCUAAGGGCCGUUUCUAGUGUCAUUCCGCCUUCGAAUUUAGGUGUUGAUUGUAAUAUUAAUGAUAAGAGUAUUACUCCACCUGCCAGAGAUAUUCAUACAAGACAUAUUUCUAGGUGUAUUGAUCCAGGCAAGAAAGUGUCAUGGAGUCAAUCUAAAUCGUUACGGGUUCUUCCACCUCCAAUAUGUGGAAUGGAGAGUAAUGCAGCUAUUUCCAAAGAAAUGCAAUCCCCAAGGUUCCAGGCCAUACUUCGUGCUACUAGUGGUCGUAAGAAAAGAGUCCCGGAUCUCAAGAGCUUAUCCCAAGAACUCAAUUCCAAAAGCGCAAGGCCUCUGCCAUUCUGGAAAUCUCGUGGAUUUGGUCGUGUGGAGGAGAUUUUGGUGAUGCUAAGGGGUAAAUUCGAUAAGCUAAAGGAAGAAGUUAAUACCGAUUUGGCUAUAUUUGCUGGAGAUUUGUUGGGCAUACUUGAAGAUACAUCAGUAUCUCACCCAGAAUGGCAAGAAAAUUUAGAGGAUCUGUUGCUCAUAGCUAGAAAGUGUGCAAAGAUGGCAUCAAAUGAAUUUUGGUUGAAGUGUGAAAACAUUGUUCAGAUUUUAGAUGAUCGUCGUCAAGAUUUACCAACGGGUAUCCUUAAACAAGUUCAUACGCGUCUCCUAUUUAUACUUACUCGAUGCACUCGGCUCGUACAGUUCCACAAGGAGUGUGAUUAUGAACAAGGCCACAACAUUUUAAGUCUUCACCAACUUAGUGACCUUAGUGUCUAUCAAAACGUUAUAGAAUCUACCUACCAAAAUAUUAAUAGCCCGUCAGCAGAAUCUAAAGUCGAUGGAACUCAAAUGGACCAGUUCCAUGGAGGGAAUCAGGAGAAAGAACAAAUGAAAAAGAGUUUAGAUGGGGAAACUGACAAUGUGGAGGCUAGUACUGCAAAAAGUAUUGCGUCACCAAGUAGUAGCUUAAAGAUGUCAUCUUGGAAGAAAUUUCCAUUUUCAUCAGAGAAUAAUAUAAAAGACCAAGAUAAUGUUGACACCCCAACAAAGGAUGUCCCUGACCAAUACAAGCCUAAGGAUGACCGUGCCUUACAUAUUGACAUACCAGACUUCCCUGCUGAGGACACGGAGACACCAUCAAAUUUAGUAAGAGAUGGAUCGGGAGAUUCAGGUGCUCAACUUCAUGUAGCUUAUGACAGUUCUUUGAUCUGUCGUAUAUGUGAAGUUGAAAUACCUACCGUAUUUGUGGAAGAACACUCUAGGAUAUGUACCAUAGCUGACAGAUGUGAUUUAAAAGGUUUAACUGUCAAUGAAAGACUGUAUAGAGUUGCAGAGACCCUCGAAAAGAUCAUUGAUGCUUGUACACCAAAGGGUGCCGACGCAGUUGUUGGAAAUCCAGAUAUUGGGAGGAUAUCAUCUACCAGUACACCAGAUGAUUCUGAUGAAUCGUCACCAACAAAACAACGUUUAUCUUGUCAACGCUCCGAAGAUAUACUAGAAUGUGUGCAUGAAGCUGACACUAGUUAUAUGAUGCACAACAUUCAUAGUUUGCCUGAUAUGUCUAGUGAAACACGUGGAACAGUAACACCUAUUACAUGUCACAAAGCCUCAUCGGGUGGUAGCUUGACUCCGAGAUCACCUUUACUAACACCUAGAACGAACCAGAUUGAGGUUUUCCUGAGCGAAAGAAAGACCACAACUGAGCAUGAAAACUGGCAGCAGAUACACAAAUUACUGGAAAUUGCUCGAGCUGUGGCUAAUAUCAACACUAAUGAGUACAGUGCAUUGGAGAUCAUGCUUGAUCACUUAACAGACCUCAAAUAUGCUAUCCAAGACAGAAAGGUGGAUGCUCUUGUUGUCGAAACAUUUGGUAGACGAAUAGAGAAGCUAUUACAGGAGAAAUAUGUACUUCUUUGUGGGCAGAUAGAGGACGAUAAGAUAGACUCAUCAAGUAACAUGGCCAAUGAAGAUAGUUCUGUAGAAGAUGAUGCAGUUCGUAGUCUACGUGCCAGCCCUGUUAAUACAUUCUCAAAAGAUAGGACAUCCAUUGAAGAUUUUGAAAUAAUAAAACCAAUCAGUAGAGGUGCAUUUGGACGAGUUUUUCUGGCCAAAAAACGGGCAACAGGUGAUGUAUUUGCCAUAAAGGUUUUGAAGAAGGCUGAUAUGAUUCGCAAAAAUGCAGUUGAAAGCAUUUUGGCUGAGCGUGAUAUUCUGAUAUCAGUCCGCAAUCCUUUUGUGGUUCGAUUCUUCUACUCAUUCACAUGCAAAGAAAAUCUGUAUCUGGUUAUGGAGUUUUUAAAUGGAGGGGAUCUUUUCUCUUUGCUGAGAACUCUAGGUUGCUUAGCAGAGGACAUGGCACGUGUGUAUAUUGCCGAACUGGUCCUUGCGUUGGAGUAUUUACAUUCUUUGAAUAUCAUUCACAGAGACCUGAAGCCAGACAACUUGUUAAUUGGUCCAGAUGGCCAUAUCAAGCUAUCAGAUUUUGGGCUAUCUAAGGUGGGUCUCAUCAACAGCACCGAGGACUUGUCAGGAUCAUCAGACUGCAGGACCCCUAUUUGCAGAGAGAAUGAAGUUACAUUAGAUCAAAGAGAACAACGUCAAAAACAUUCAGUUGUUGGUACCCCUGACUAUUUGGCUCCUGAGAUACUUCUCGGAGUAGGACAUGGUGCAACUGCUGAUUGGUGGUCUGUUGGUGUUAUUCUUUUUGAGCUGCUUGUAGGAAUUCCACCUUUCAAUGCAGAAUCUCCUCAGCAAGUUUUUGCCAACAUUAUGAACAGAGAUAUACCAUGGCCCAAGAUUCCCGAGGAGAUGAGCUAUGAAGCGUAUGAUCUGAUUAACAAGUUGCUGACUGAAAAUCCAAGUCAACGUCUUGGUGCAAAGGAGGCUGGAGAAGUAAAGACGCACCAAUUCUUUGAGAAUAUCCACUGGGACACACUUGCAAGACAGAAGGCCACAUUCAUACCUUCUGCUGAAGCACUUGAUACCAGUUAUUUUAUGAGUCGGUAUAUCUGGAAUCCUGAAGAUGAGCAAGUCGAUGGAGGUAGUGACUUUGAUGACAUGUCUGGUACAGGCAGCACAGUUGAUGAUAGCUCAUACUCGAACAUGGUCGAUGAAGAGGCGGAUGAAUGCUGUAACCUGGCAGAAUUUGGCCCGUCUUCUCUCAAUGUUAAUUACUCAUUCAGUAAUUUCUCAUUUAAGAACUUAUCGCAACUAGCCUCUAUCAAUUACGACGUUCUAGUAAAGAAUGCUCAAGACUCGGUAGAAGGUUCAAAAUCAGCAGUGCCAUAACAAGAAAAUGUUGUCCAUUACUUUGUCUUAGCUGGCCUGUAUACUUCUGCUCCUAGUCAUCCUGUUUUACAUUCAUGGUGCAUAGAUCCGUCGAUCUCUCAAAGGCCAAUAAAUGAACUCGUUAUCCUGCAAAGGAUCCAUAGUCGAGACUCAUGAGAUUGAUAGGCAUUAAUCUUCUACGUCCUAGGAAUUACUCCCUUUGUAUAACGUAGAAAAGGUGCAAGUUUUCAUUAAAAUCAGGCUCUCGAUCUUGUAUA
This is a messenger RNA of Erigeron canadensis, 3857 nucleotides long. RefSeq names its product probable serine/threonine protein kinase IRE. The record is from RefSeq and is a predicted model, not a curated record. Bases 1 to 3600 code for a protein of 1199 amino acids. Gene Ontology annotation, molecular function: ATP binding; protein serine/threonine kinase activity. NCBI's taxonomy places the organism in Eukaryota, Viridiplantae, Streptophyta, Magnoliopsida, Asterales, Asteraceae. The transcript has 17 exons. Gene Ontology annotation, biological process: peptidyl-serine phosphorylation; intracellular signal transduction.